AAAUGAUUGGGGAAAUACCCGCGUUUUUGAAGUGCCCUUUUAACGACGAAGCAAUUACACCAAACAAAUUAAAUUAACAACAACAUGGUGACAUGGUGGAUUGGUGGGUUUCUUCAAAAAUCAGAUUCUAACAAUAUAAUUAUUAGAUAAUCCUAUGAUUAGAGGAGUAAUAAGACCUUGUUUGGAGAGAGAAAAAGGAGGAAAAUUGAAUCAAUUUUUUGAUUUUUGAUAAUGGCUUUUUCAAGAGAUAAUGUAAUUGGGUUUGGAUUAGCCCUUUCAUCAAGUGGGUUUAUUGGGGCAAGUUUCAUCAUCAAAAAGAAAGGAUUAUGGAAAGCUGGAGCUGCUUCUGGGGUUCGAGCUGGUAAUGGGGGAUAUUCAUAUGUUUUUGAGCCAUUAUGGUGGAUUGGCCUAUUCAUGAUGAUUGUUGGUGAGGUUGCAAAUUUUGUGGCAUAUGCAUUUGCUCCAGCUAUUCUUGUAACACCACUAGGAGCCUUGAGCAUUAUUGUCAGUGCUGUGUUGGCUCAUUUUAUGUUGAAAGAGAAAUUAAACAAGUUAGGGUUCCUGGGUUGUGUAAUGUGCAUUGUUGGUUCUGUUAUCAUAGUGGUUCAUGCACCAAAAGAGCAUUCUGUCACAUCUGUUCAAGAAAUAUGGAACAUGGCCUCUCAGAUGGGGUUUCUUCUUUAUGUUGGAUCGGUCCUUGUGUUAGUUUCCAUUCUGAUACUCUACUUUGCACCGUUAUGUGGACACUCAAACGUGUUGGUUUACACUGGAAUUUGUUCCUUGAUUGGCUCUCUCUCGGUUAUGAGUGUUAAAGCCCUCGGAAUAUCAUUGAAAUUGACGUUUGAGGGAAAUAACCAGUUACUCUACCCAGAAACAUGGUUCUUCACUGUGGUUCUUCUGGCAUGCAUCAUUACUCAAAUGAAUUAUCUGAAUAAGGCUCUGGAUACUUUUAACACCGUGGUUGUGUCCCCUAUAUAUUAUGUUAUGUUCACAACACUUACAAUUCUUGCCAGUGUGAUAAUGUUCAAGGACUGGGAGGGUCAAGAUGGAGGAGCCAUUGUAUCAGAAAUAUGCGGCUUCAUUGUUGUCGUCUCAGGAACGAUCUUAUUACAGAUGACCAAAGAGGUUAUGGAAAAACUGCCGUCUUUCAAAGGUAAUGCUUAUGCGGCGCCCCCUAUGUCCCCCACACUUACAGCCGGACUUUGUGCCGGAAAUGCGGAUUUCCAAAAAUGUUGGGAUGAUGUGGAAAACUCCGAGGAGGUUCUGUUGAGUAGACAAUACUCGUACACCUAACUAAAUGGUUCGCGUUCCUUAACUCUGACGACCCAAAUAUUCCCGAGGGAGUGAGGAAUGUUUUUCGUUGUUGUUAGAGGUUUAUUGCCAAAGUUAUCAGAAAGUCGUUUUCAAGACCAAAGCACAUUAGUUUUCGGAGCAAGAAAACACGGGACUGAUGGGAGACGAGGCCGGGAGCGCAGUGUGUAGUUGCUAAGAAGAAUGGAAAGUGAAGCUUGUUUGGAAGUAAAUUAUAAAUGUACAAUUGUACAUAGUACAUAGUACAUUUGAAAUAUGUAUUUAUUUGUGUAACAUUUUUUGAUGUAAAUAGUGUUAGAGUUCCUUUUUAGGGACUUAGGGUAACCCAUUUUCAUUGUUUUUGUAUUAUGUCUUUCCCGCAUUUUGCGUCCGGGAAGACGUAAACAAGGAAGAUUCUAUAAGAAAUUUAGUCAAUAGCUCUAA
Messenger RNA from Spinacia oleracea (spinach), 1734 nucleotides. RefSeq names its product probable magnesium transporter NIPA6. The record is from RefSeq and is a predicted model, not a curated record. Gene Ontology annotation, cellular component: membrane. NCBI's taxonomy places the organism in Eukaryota, Viridiplantae, Streptophyta, Magnoliopsida, Caryophyllales, Amaranthaceae. Gene Ontology annotation, biological process: magnesium ion transport. The transcript is spliced from 9 exons. The coding region runs from base 232 to 1293 and encodes 353 amino acids. Gene Ontology annotation, molecular function: magnesium ion transmembrane transporter activity.